GGGGCCGGUAUAAGGUGUCAGCCCCGGGGGCGGCCCCGCCGCAGUCCGGUGCCGGUGCCGGCGCCGCCGCCAUGGAGGAGGCGCAGCGGCUGCUGACGGUGUCGGUGUGGAAGCUCCACCGGGGCCGGUUGCAGCGCGGCGGCCUCCGCCUCCACCGCAGCCUCCAGCUCUCGCUGCUGCUCCGCGCCGCCCGGCACCGCUACCUCACCGCCCGGGCCGCCGCCGGUACCCCCCCGCAACCGGGACCACCCCCCACCGACACCCCGCCGAGCGCCGCGCCCGGCCGCCCCGCCGGUAACAGCGACCCGCAACGGGGGGAGACACCGGGAACGACCAACCGGGACCCCCGCAGCGACCGGGACCCCUUCAUCCGACCGAUCUGGGCCCCCCCCAGCCCACCGAACCGGGACCCCCGCAGCGCCCCGAACCGGGGGGACACCCUCAACCGACCGACCUGGGCCCCCCCCAGCGCACCGACCCCGGACCCCCGCAGCGACCGGGACCUCCAGAACGCUCAGAACCGGGACCCCCCCGAGACCGCCGAACGGGGACCCCCACAGCGUCCAGGACCGGGACCCCCAGAGCGCUCAGAACCGGGGGGACCCCCUCAGCCGACCGGCCUGGGACCCCCCCAGCGCACCGAACCGGGACCCCCGCAGCGACCGGGACCGGGGGGACCCCCUUAGCCCACCGGACCGGGUCCCCCCGAGCGCUCAGAACCGGGACCCUCGGAGCGCUCAGGACCGGGGGAAUCCCCCGAGCCCACCGAGCCGGGACCCCCGCAACGACCGGGACCCCCCGAGCCCACCGACCCCGGA
This is a messenger RNA of Chroicocephalus ridibundus (black-headed gull), 818 nucleotides long. RefSeq names its product proline-rich proteoglycan 2-like. Lineage: Eukaryota; Metazoa; Chordata; Aves; Charadriiformes; Laridae. The record is from RefSeq and is a predicted model, not a curated record. The coding region runs from base 72 to 686 and encodes 204 amino acids. The transcript has a single exon.